Molecule: messenger RNA, 486 nt
Organism: Salvelinus sp. IW2-2015
Lineage: Eukaryota; Metazoa; Chordata; Actinopteri; Salmoniformes; Salmonidae
Source: RefSeq, a predicted model, not a curated record
GCUGCCGCCUCCUCCGCUCACAUCUCUUACAGCCUUCACACUUCAGUGAGGAAGACUAUGGAGGACGAUCAGUGAUGUUUGAUAUUUUUAUGAAUUAAAAUACAUCCGGAGUUCAGCGGGUCUAUGCCAGACACUUCUAUUGAACGCAAUGAUGGGUCCAUGGAAUGCUCUCCUCUACAUUGCAGUCACUGUCUGCCUAUUGCAAGUGUCCCUCCAAGGGGAGCCCCAGCGGAGGCUGUACAAGGAUCUUAUGGCCAACUACAACCCACUAGAAGGCCAGUGUUCAAUGACACCCACUCCCUCACUGUCAACUUCAGCUUUAGUUUGAUGCAGAUCAUGGACGUGGAUGAGAAGAACCAGGUUUUAACAACCAACAUAUGGCUGCAGCUGUGCCGACGAGAGGUUUGUGCUACCUUCCAUACCAAUUGUGUUGGUGCAACUCCUCUGGGUCUGCCUCCAUCUUGCCUCAGUGGUUCUGGGGUCUAA